AUGGCCAAGCUCGUCGUCGAGGUCCUCGACGCCGGCGACCUCAUGCCCAAGGACGGGCACGGCAGCGCCAGCCCCUUCGUGGAGGUCGAUUUCGACGGCCAACUCCGCCGCACCUCAACCAAGCCCCGGGAUCUGAACCCUGUCUGGAAGGAGACGCUCGUCUUCGCCGUCGAAGACCCCGGCGGCCUCCCGGGCCGUACCGUCGAGGUUUUUGUCUACAACGACGGCGGGACCGGCCGCCACCGGAACUUUCUCGGCAAGGUCCGAAUCUCCGGCGCGUCGGUGCCCCCCUCCGAGUCCCAGGCCGCCUCCCUCCGGUACCCCCUCGAGAAGCGGGGCCCCUUCUCCCACGUCAGGGGGGAUCUCGCGCUGAGGAUAUUCACCGCGCAAGGGCCCGCCGCGGAGGGGUUUCCCAUCGGUCCGCAGGGGGCGGCGGUGGAGGAAGAUUUCCGGCAGACUGCGGACCCGGGCGAGGUGAAUCGAGGCCACCGCCAUCCGAAUCACCCGAAUAGCGAGCCGAUUAAAGCUCACAAAGCGUCCAAAGAGAAUCUCGGCACUGACAACGGCUUUAAUGGGGAUUUCUCUUUUUUCCACAAGGAGAGCAACCACGGCAAAGAGAAAAAGAAGAAGAAGGAGAAAGAAGUGAGGACCUUCCACUCCCUGGGUACCGGCGGCGGCCCUCCCCCGCCGCCUCCGGAGAAACAGCCCCCCUUCGUGGAACCCCGUGCCGAUUUCGUUAGAUCGGGCGGCGGGCCGCCGCCUUCCGCCACGGUGAUGCAGAUGCAGUUCCCCGGCCCGAAGCCCGAGUACGGCGUGGUCGAGACCCGUCCGCCCCUUGCGGCCCGAACAGGCUACUGGGGCCGUGACAAGACGGCCAGCACCUACGACCUUGUGGAACAAAUGAACUUCCUGUACGUCAACGUCGUCAAGGCCCGUGACCUCCCCGUCAUGGACAUCACCGGCAGCCUCGAUCCUUACGUCGAGGUCCGUGUCGGCAACUACCGCGGCGUCACACGCCACCUCGAAAAAAACCAGAACCCCAUCUGGAAGAGCGUCUUCGCGUUCGCCAACGAGCGCGUCCAGAGCAGUACAAUCGAGGUCACCGUCAAGGACAAGGACCUCAUCACCAAGGACGAUUUCGUCGGCAAGGUCAAUUUCGACAUUCGCGACAUCCCUCAACGCGUCCCUCCCGACAGCCCCCUCGCCCCUCAGUGGUACCGGCUAACUGACAAGCGCGGCCAAAAAUUACUCGAGGGCGAAAUCAUGCUUGCCGUCUGGAUAGGUACACAAGCCGACGAGGCUUUCCCGGAGGCCUGGCACUCAGACGCCCACAACCUAAGCCAGCAGAGCCUCGCCAGCACCCGCUCCAAAGUCUACUUCUCCCCUAAACUCUACUACCUCCGAGUCCACAUCAUCUCUGCCCAAGACCUAAUCCCUUCAGACCGGUCCCGCCCUCCCGAUACCUUCGUCCGAAUCCAAGUCGGCCACCAGGUCCGCACCACCCGACCCUCCUCUCUAAAGCACGCUAAUCCCGAGUGGAACGAAGAGCUCAUGUUCGUAGCCUCCGAGCCGUUUGAUGAAUACGUAGUCGUGAGCGUCGAGGGCAAAGAUGAGGUGAUGGGGAGGAUUUUUAUCCCGGUUAGAGAAGUCCCGCAUCGAGUCGAGCACUCCAAGCUACCCGAGCCCCGCUGGUUCGCCCUCCUCCGACCCUCUGUAGCCGACGAGGAUGAGAAGAAAAAGGAAAUUAAAUUCGCGAGCCGGAUUUUAAUCCGUCUCUGUCUAGACUCGGGUUAUCACGUUCUCGACGAGUCGACACACUUCAGCAGCGAUCUCCAGCCUUCAUCCAAGCACCUCAGAAAACCGAGUAUCGGGCUUCUCGAGCUUGGGAUCUUGAGCGCACGAAACCUUCUCCCGAUGAAAGGACGAGACGGUAAAUUAACCGACGCAUACUGCGUGGCAAAGUACGGGAAUAAGUGGGUUCGCACGAGGACUCUGCUCGACACACUUCACCCGCGCUGGAACGAGCAGUACACGUGGGAGGUUCACGACCCGUGCACAGUCAUCACAGUCGGGGUGUUCGACAACUGCCACGUCAUCGGGAAUGGUGACCCCGCGCAGCGGGACCAGAGGAUCGGGAAAGUUCGCAUCCGCCUCUCGACACUUGAGACCGACCGGAUAUACACACACUCGUACCCGCUGCUCGUGCUCACGCCCUCUGGACUGAAAAAGCACGGGGAGCUCCACCUGGCGCUUCGGUUCACGUGCACGGCAUGGGUUAACAUGGUAGCUCAAUACGGGAAGCCCUUACUCCCGAAAAUGCACUACGUGCAGCCGAUCUCGGUCAGGCACAUCGACUGGCUCAGGCACCAAGCAAUGCAGAUAGUGGCGCUUAAGCUUUCACGAGCCGAGCCACCGCUCAGAAAGGAGAUAGUCGAGUACAUGGUCGACGUGGAUUACCACAUGUUCAGCCUAAGGAGGAGCAAAGCUAAUUUUCACCGUAUAAUGUCUUUGCUUUCUGGGAUAUCGUACGUUUGCAGGUGGUUCGACGGGAUUUGCUACUGGAAGAACCCGUUGACUACUAUUCUUGUGCAUGUUCUCUUCUUGAUACUCGUUUGCUACCCGGAGCUAAUAUUGCCCACCGUUUUUCUCUACCUUUUCGUGAUCGGCAUAUGGAACUACCGUUUCAGGCCAAAGCACCCGCCUCACAUGGAUGCUCGCCUCUCGCAGGCCGAGAACGCUCACCCGGACGAGCUUGAUGAGGAGUUUGACACUUUUCCGACAUCUCGGCCGUCAGAUUUGGUUAGGAUGAGGUAUGAUAGGUUGAGGAGUGUUGCGGGUAGGGUUCAAACGGUGAUUGGCGACUUGGCCACCCAAGGGGAGAGGGCACUAUCGAUAUUGGGCUGGAGGGACCCGCGGGCCACGGCUAUAUUCAUUGUGUUUUCGUUGGUUUGGGCUGUUUUUCUGUACGUGACUCCGUUUCAGGUUGUGGCGGUGCUAGUCGGGCUUUACGUGUUGAGGCAUCCGAGGUUCAGGAUCAAAGAAAAUGAGGAGACUCAAGUGUAA
Messenger RNA from Striga hermonthica, 3063 nucleotides. Lineage: Eukaryota; Viridiplantae; Streptophyta; Magnoliopsida; Lamiales; Orobanchaceae. The record is from the annotation of a GenBank genome assembly.